AUUUCCCGCGAGAUGGACGUCUAGAAAAACUACAACACGGAAAAAAAAACUACAUUUUGACUCUGCCACUUGACUCAAUACAACCUAACGUAGCUGCUAGCUCUAUUUACAAACACGUCAGUGUUCAAUGUAACUAGCUGUGGAGUUAUUAGUAAUUCAUUAACGCACACACACGUUAGUACCAUGGACAGAGAGUGUGUGUCGCUGCUGCCCAGUGUGUGUGAGGUGCUGGCGGACUCAGGGAGGUCUCUGCCCGAUGACACCAGCCUGGAGAAACUGUUGGACUGGUUCACAGGGCUCACCAAGGCUGGAGGAUCUCAGCUGGAGGCCUGCCCAUGUCUGCUUGAAUUCAUAUCCGCUGUGGUUGGCAACACUGCUUCAGACCCCGGCGUACUCUCCUUCGCUCUCAAACUCACGGGCUUAUUGGCCGCCACUGAGGACGGCUUCAAAAUGCUUCAGGAACGCUCUGUUCUGGACCUGGUCUUCAACCAUCAGCGCUGGCAAGAAGCAGGGCUCUGGGAGGAUCCCUGUUUAAGGAUUGGCUGGAUUCAGGGAUUAAAGAGCAUGCUGCAGCACCCAAAGGCCCUCAGUUUCUUUGUGAAAUCAGAUUUCAUUGAACCACUCCUACAACUGCAGACAGACUCAAGUCUGUUCGUGGCCUCAGCUGCCAAUCAAAUGCUCGCCCACAUCCUGCUCUUCUUUCAGCGAGUCUCUUCUGCAGGUUGUAACGGCGUAAACAAGAAAAAAGAUGACAGGAGGACACAAACCUCCAUCACAGACUUAGAACACCCAGCCGCCACUGUGGACACCAUCGCAGAGUACACUGCUGUUCUUGUGGCGAUCACUGGGUACCUCAAGGAGUCACUGGUUCCCAAAGAAAAUCUCCAUCAGAGUCUGCAGAUCCUCAAACUUCUGUCCAUGCUCCUGGCCCAGGCUGGGCCUCCUCUCUGGGACAAGCUGCUGCAGACAGUUGGAGACUCUCUGGAGGAGCUGGUGACGGUGAGCUGCAAUCAGCUCACUCUGCCACUGAUGGACGUCAUUCUGGCUGCACACAGCUCCGGCACUGGUGAACAUGUCUCAGAUCAACGCGUCUCCCGUCUGCUAUCAUCCAUGUUGAACAUUAACAAACAGUCAGACCUCAUUCACGCUGCAGCUGCUUUUCUUCGCAGAGGUCAUCAUGAUACUGUCCACACAGCCCGGGCUGUGAGAAUACUACUGCUACCUCUCGACAUUAUAAGUGGCAAGACUCUACUGGGCACAAACACCACUGCAGACGAGCAUCGGUUUUCAAUGGUGGAGCAGCUGAAGAGUAAAACCUCCUGCAUCUCUAUAAUCUGUGUCUGUCUGACAAACACACCACAGAUCACUCUCAUGCCUUCUGAUGUCCUUCCCUGUCCUCCAGAUUUAAUUGUCACUGCAGUUCUGUCACUGUUAAGGAUCUGCAGUGGCAUCUCCUCGUCCGCCGGCUGCAGUGAGGCUUGCAGGAAUCUAAUCGGCAGUGGAAAAGUUCAGAAAUGUGCUCUAGAGGCUCUGACGACUCUCAACAACAGCCCAGGAGUGAAGGAGAAGAUCAAUGAUGUGUUCACAGUCCUAAUACAGUAUCUGGACAAUCCUGACUCUGACCCAACUGUACUCCACAAGUCUUACCAGGUCUUGGUAAAGUGGACAAGUGUCUGCACAGAACUCUCCUUUAUAACAGAACAGCUCAAACAAGAUCUCGUCGAGGUGGUGAAGAAGCGUGUGUGUGACAUGCGUUGGGAGGUGAGAGACUCUACGGUGGAGUUUUUGGGACACCUGGCAGGCGUGCACGUCUUCCUGAAAUCACCCGGGGAGGUGCGUGAUGCGUGCGAGGCUCUGCUGGGCGGCUGCUGUACCACUCCUCUCCUGAGAGAGGCGCUUCAGGAUACGGAGAGUUACGUGAGAGCCAGCGCCAUCUCUGCACUGGCAAAGACUCAGGCACACAGCUGGCAGCAGGGAGAAAGACUCAGUCAGGAGGAGACUGAAAUCGUGAGCCGACUGCUUGAAAUUCUCUCCCAGGACACUGAGGGAUUCUCCAGGAGGGCUGUUGUACAAUACUUCAUCGCCUGGUUCUCCUCAUGCUCCUCAAACUCGCCUCCAUCGUCAUCCACCUCUCUCCAGAUGCAGUGUGUGCGCUCCGUCCUCUCACAAGGCAGCGCAGAUCUGGACUGGGAGGUCAAAGUUCACACGUUGGAGUUGGCUGAGCUGCUGCUGGAUGAAGCGUUUUCAGCUCACCGGGGUUACAGGAAGUGCUCGGACACACAUCAAGCCCUAUCACACCCCUAUGGAGUAGUUUCUGACCAGGCGUACACACCUCACACCCACACUGGUUCUCGCACAAAGGGGGUGGAGUCGGAUUUGGCCAGAGUGUUAAACAAUCUUGUCGAGCAGGGAGUCUUCUCAGCAUUGCUGAGUGGUCUGGUUGACUGCGAUAGGCCUGUCGGUCUGAAGGCCUGCCGACUGCUGAUAACACUCAGAGACACAGUCUGUCCUCUGUCGCUAGGGGCACUGGAUGCUACCACGGCAACCGUGUCCUGUGAACUGCCUAGCUGGAGCUGGGGGCAGGAGAUCAGGAAGAUAUUAGGGAAGAGGAAGAGUGAUGAGGCCAGAGGACAGAGGAGUUUCAGUGGAGCAGAGGAGGUUGAUUCUGAAGACUGCAGAGUGAUGAAGGAGGCAUGCAGCGUGAGUGUGUGUGAGGUGUUGAGGUCUCUCAGUUUAGACGAAAGGCUGGGCGUCCUGACUCAAAGCAGUGACCACGUCCACAACUCUCCACUCUCUCUGCUGCAGGACAUACUGACUGCAAGUGCUGCUCACACUCAUUCAGAUACACAACAAGCAGGACAAGAGGUCAUAGUGGACUGCUACUGACACACACACACACACACACACACACACACACACACACACUGUUUUUAUGUACGAAAGAGCAAGCCUUAUAUCCUGAACAGACAGCAAACGUAGAAACUUAAACCACAAAGUCACACUUUACGUGUUGUUAUUUUUGUAAUUUGCAAUUCAAGUUUAAAGCAAACAGAAGACAAUGUUUUUUGGUCUUUAGAAUCAUUACUGUAUUGUUAUAGUUGCUGUCAUACAAGCAGGUAAUACAUUUGAAAUAAAGUGAAGCGGCAGAAACUGCAGUUCCUUUAACGUCCGCUUGAAGCUGGCUACAGAAUGUGUCAAUUUCCAUAAGUGCCUAUAUUAAAAGGUCCAACUUCACAGCAGAAAUAAACAUGUUUACAGCCUAAGUUCAGAAAACUGCUUUCGUCUCUAUAGCUAAUUUCCCAGAGUUCAGAUUAUAUUGAGGCUUAAAGUUAUGCAUUAUUAACAGCAUGGCCGCUUUGAUUGACAGGUAGGUGCUGUUACAGGUGGCUUGACAGCGACAUGGCGGCGGCCAGAGCCACAGAUUUUCUUUAUAUUCUUAGAUGCUUUAUAUUGUCAGUGAUCUGACCACUUUGCGAAAAGCGUCACAUGGCUAAUUCCAAUCAUAACAAAACACAUUUAAAAAUGUAAUCAGUUCCUUCUUGCAGACCCACUUUUUGUCCCCAAAUGUGAACUGAGCCCUCAGAAUAUAACCACUUUAACAGAUUAUUGUUCACAUCAUAAUUUCAAAUACAAAAUAUGUAUGCAGAACAAAUUUGCAUUGUUGUGUUUGAGUGAAUCCAAAUCUAUGACCCACUUCUUGUAUCC
Larimichthys crocea (large yellow croaker) is the source of this 3705-nucleotide messenger RNA. It is a transcript of the gene brat1, whose product is annotated as BRCA1-associated ATM activator 1. The record is from RefSeq and is a predicted model, not a curated record. Bases 184 to 2886 code for a protein of 900 amino acids. Gene Ontology annotation, cellular component: nucleus. Lineage: Eukaryota; Metazoa; Chordata; Actinopteri; Sciaenidae. Gene Ontology annotation, biological process: cell population proliferation; positive regulation of protein phosphorylation; DNA damage response. The transcript is spliced from 12 exons.